Messenger RNA from Acipenser ruthenus (sterlet), 7241 nucleotides. It is a transcript of the gene rnpepl1, whose product is annotated as arginyl aminopeptidase like 1. NCBI's taxonomy places the organism in Eukaryota, Metazoa, Chordata, Actinopteri, Acipenseriformes, Acipenseridae. Gene Ontology annotation, molecular function: zinc ion binding; metalloaminopeptidase activity. Gene Ontology annotation, biological process: proteolysis. The transcript has 11 exons. The record is from RefSeq and is a predicted model, not a curated record. The coding region runs from base 516 to 2564 and encodes 682 amino acids.
CUAGCGCCCCUACCGGUUGAAACUUUUUUUUCUUUGGCCUCUGAUUUUUAUUUCCUCUCGUGUUUUUACUUCCUGUUUUCAAAGGGAGUCACACAGCUCUGCUUGUUUCAUUUUAACUUCAGUCGAGUUCUCGUUUUGUUAGUGUCGGUCUUUCAUACUCUUUAAAAGAAAAAGACAUCUUGAAUUGCUUUGCUUGCGUCUUUGAUUAGCUAGGAAUACAGCAAUGCUCCAGUUGUUUCUACCGGGGCCCCUCAUGGAUUUCACGUAGUACCGUAUUUAUUACUUGUUAAACGAGGUUCUUAGCUCUCUCAUUUUUCACAUUUUUUAAAGAUUUUUUUUUUUUCCUCUCAGUUUUUCAUUGCCGGCGACCCUGGAGAACUACCUCUUUCUUUACUUUGUUUUUUUAAUUAUUACAUUCUCUUAUUUUUUGUGUGUAAGUUGUAUUUUAUGUAUUACUGUUAUUAGUGUAAUUAUUAUUUAGUGCCACUGCUGUUUGGGUUAUUUCUUUUUAAACCAUGUCUGACUUUCAGCGCCCAACGCUUUGCUGUUGUCGGAAAGUUUUAUCGAUCCCCAACACCAAAAGCGAGAACAGUAUGCCGGCGAUGGGGCAGUCUCCCCCCGUGGACAUCGCCUCGGCUUCCAACUUCCACAGCUUCACCCUCCGGCAUUUCCAUCUCAGUCUGCAGCUCAAUUUCAGAGAUAAAGAAAUGACGGGCCGUCAGGUACUGGAGCUGUGCUCGACCAAGCCGGACACACAGACACUGGUUCUGGACACGCACCAGUCCCUGCUCAUCCAUUCCAUAGACUGCAAGGUCCACAGCGCCAGCGGAGACCAAGUCUGCACGUCCCUGACCUACCGGGUCGACCCGUUCACCGACUACGGCUCCUCGCUGACCAUCUCCCUGCCCGCCGCCAUCCGACCUCAGCACACUUUCCAGAUUAUCAUUCGCUACAAGACCACCGACGGACCGGCUAUCUGGUGGCUGGACUCGGAGCUGACGUGUGGAAACUCCAAGCCGUUUGUCUUCACACAGGGACACUCUGUCUGCAACCGCUCCUUCUUCCCCUGCUUUGACACGCCCGCUGUGAAGUGCACCUACUCUGCCACUGUGCGGGUACCAGAGGGGGUGCAGGUUCUGAUGAGUGCCACCCGCAGUGCAUACAGCGCCCACGAGAAGGCAUUCCAGUUCCACAUGGAGUACCCCGUCCCUGCAUACCUCGUGGCACUGGUGGCUGGGGACCUCACGCCCGCUGACAUCGGGCCGCGGAGUCGGAUCUGGGCGGAGCCGUGCCUCCUGAACGCAGCGGUCAGUAAGCUGAGCGGUCUGGUGGAGCGCUGGCUCACCGUCGCAGAGAGCCUUUUUGGACCCUACAUGUGGGGAAGGUAUGACAUCGUGUUCCUGCCGCCCUCGUUCCCCAUCGUUGCCAUGGAGAACCCGUGCCUGACCUUCAUCAUCUCAUCCAUCCUGGAGAGCAGCGAGUUCCUGGUGAUUGACGUCAUCCACGAGAUCGCGCACGGCUGGUUCGGCAACGCCGUCACCAAUGCCACGUGGGAGGAGAUGUGGCUGAGCGAGGGCCUGGCCACGUACGCACAGAGACGCAUCACCACCGAGGCCUACGGCUCUGCCUUCACCUGUCUGGAGACAGUGUUUCGUCUGGACGCGUUGCACAGACAGAUGAGGCUGCUGGGAGAUAACAACCCUGUCAGCAAGCUGCAAGUCAAGUUUGAGCCAGGUGUGAACCCCAGCAGUCUGAUGAACCUGUUCACCUAUGAGAAGGGAUACUGCUUCGUGUCCUACCUCUCCCAGCUGUGCGGAGACACCAAGCGCUUCGACUCCUUCCUCAGGGCCUACAUUGAGAAGUUCAAGUUUACCAGCGUGGUGGCUCAUGACCUGCUGGAGUUCUUCCUGGGCUUCUUCCCGGAGCUCAAGGAGCGCUGCGUGGCCAACCGAGAGGGUCUGGAGUUCGAGCGCUGGCUGAAUGCCUGCGGGCCCCCCCUGGCUGAGCCGGACCUCUCUCAGGGGGGCAGCCUGACGGAGCCGGUGGAGUCUCUGUUCCGGCUGUGGACCUCGGAGCCGCUGGACUCGGCUGCUAUCGCGCGGCAAGACCUCUCCACCUGGAGGACCUUCCAGACCGUGCUCUUCCUGGACAAGCUGCUGGACCGCUCGCCCCUCUCGCAUGAGGUGAUGACAAGGCUGUCCCGCAGUUACUCCACGCUGCUCGACUCGAUGAACGCAGAGGUUCGGAUCCGCUGGCUGCAGAUCGUGGUGCGGAACAGCUACUACCCUGACCUGUACAAAGUGAGGCGCUUCCUGGAGAGCCACACGUCACGGAUGUACACGGUGCCGCUGUACGAGGACCUGUGUGGCGGCACCAUGAAGUCCUUCGCUGUGGAGGUGUUCUACCAGACGCAGGCCCGGCUGCACAUCAACCUGCGCAGGACAGUGCAGCAGAUCCUGGCUCAGACCUUCAGCGCCUUUGUGACAGUCCCCACGGCGCCCCCCUCUGGAGACCGGCCUCCCGACACCGCCAUCGCACUCAGGGACGUCAACGUGUUGGCGUGAGACACAGCUGCCAGGGAGUGUCCAGGAGAUCCGUGGAGGGCGCUGGGGGUCCCGGAAAGGAACAGGACGUGGAAUUCGGAGUCCAGGGGUGCACUUCAUACAGCAGCGUUAACCAGCCUCGAGCCUGUACUGCAUCCGCCUCGAUCUGCUGUUCACAACGAGCACUCUCCCCGCGGACCGGUGUGUUUGGGGAGAGCAUACAUUGACUAUCUGAGCUGCUUUCCUGAUCGUAGGCAUGUUGUUGAGCACUGUGUGCAAUACGUGUCUCUGCGGUGCAGGUGUAUUUUGAAGUGUGUCACGGAUUUCACAUCCAACCCCCACCCCACCCCCCAUUAAUAUGCAGACCCUGUUCAUGGGAACCGAAAGACUAAACUAGUCUUGAGCGGCCUGGGAUGUGUUCUGAUCCCUGGGGGAGGUGGACUUUCUGCAAACCUGGUUCUCUAUGUGUGGGUAUGAAUACAGAUUGCAGAUUCCUAGUUAGGAUACAGUAACACAAUUGCAAUAUAAUUAUACUAUGGUUUAAAAAAAAAAAAAUAGAAAACUUGGUAGUAAGUCUUGUUGAGGACUACGGUUAAUUGAAACCUAAAUGCCAUCCUUUGAUUUGAGGUUUUUUUUUUUUUUGGUAUUUAUUGGUGAUCAGAAGUUUUAUAACUGUAUAUAAUAUUUGUUAGAGACAAUAUGAAGAGCCUCGAACUGGUGCUGGAGGAAACCAUUGCUCCCUGUCUCUGGUUGAGAAGGGAUAGGGCUGUGGUCAUGCAAUCAGGGAGUCUACAAACCGUUUAAAACCAGUGCCUUGGUUUGCCCCGCUCCCGUCAAACACCCUGUCCUUCAAGUAAAAGCCCCCUCCAACCCCCCCAUGCAUAGCAGUUCUUGAAGCCACACCCACAUUCUGUGUGUCCACUCAUACCCAGCCCCCCACCUGCAUUCCAUUUCCAGCACCACCCACAUACUGGUUCAGUUCUGAUUGGCCAUGCAGCGCUCCCCAAGCCGUCAUACUUCGCACAUGCCCAGUAGUUAUUCAGGGUGUAGUAAAUAUGGAGAGUUCUCGAUUUUAAUGCCACUUAAGAGGCGGAGUGUCACCAGAAAGAGCAUGAAUUCAACUGGAGCACAGCCUAAUCCAAAGUUAUCGUAGUCCCCUAAGUGAUUAUUCGAGGGCAGAGGUAGCUUUUGAGAAACCCUCUACUCUCCAUCUUUCCCUCACCCAGAUACCCACUAGUUAUUGUGUGUGGCAGUUUAGCCGGAUCAAAAUGCUGAACUUGCUACUGACUCCUUCGCGCUGCAAUGGACAACUUGGCUCAAUCUCAGACAUUAGCUACUAGACGCCACAAAUACAACCAAAACCUGCCCUUCCCCAUCAAGCCACACCCACCACUGCACCCCUCACACAAUUAUCUACUAGAGAAGCCACACCCACAAUAACCAAAACCUGCCCAUCCCCAUCAAGCCACACCCACCACUGCACCCCUCACACAAUUAUCUACUAGAGAAGCCACACCCACAAUAACCAAAACCUGCCCCCCAUCAAGCCACGCCCACCACCGCACCCCUCACACAAUUAUCUACUAGAGAAGCCACACCCACAAUAACCAAAACCUGCCCAUCCCCAUCAAGCCACACCCACCACUGCACCCAGCACCCCUCAAUUAUCUAGGUGUGAGAAAGAUUCCUGAUAAGGGGUCUUGUUAAAAGCUGCGAGAUAUUUGCACAAAAUGAGACACUAGUGUAUUUUAUUUCUUUUGUAUAAAAGACUGAGAAGUGAAAAAGUGCUCCGAUCGGAUAGAAGUUGUUUGUGAAGUCCAAUGUAUUUCAGUGAUUUAUUUUUGUUCUUGUUAAAUCCGGAAGCCUUGCCUUGCUGAGCAUCAGAACCACAGUGCUUUAUAUUGAGGGGGGAGAGUCUACAUUGCAGACCUCAGCAGUGGCUUGUACUGUGACAGACACCCCUUUUUAUUGAGACAGAUCACAGUAAAAUGGCUUCACAACAUUAACAUUCUCGCUCUAAUGAUUAUUGCUGUAGCUCUGAUGCUCCCAGUUUUAUUUCUUUUUUUUUAAAAUUUUAUUUUCCUGUUGGCUAUCUCCUCAACUUGCUUUCAGCUUAAUCCAAUGCUGCUGUAGGAAUGCUGAGCCGCUGGCCAUUGUCCUUGGUGUCCUCUGUGCAAUGGUGUUGCAAGCACACUACACUACUACUAAAACACAUCAGAAUGACAAAGUGGCUGCUAUGUAUUAUUGGUGAAUAGAGGACGUAUUGUGCCGGGUGUGCUUGAAUAGCGUAACUUCAGAUCAUGCAUUUAUUGAGAGAAAAGGCACAAACAGUAAGACAUGCCUUCUAGCAGCCAGGGUGUUGUAUAGAACUACAGGAUGUGGAGGUCUUAAUGGCAGACAUGCGUGUUGUGUUUCCUACAUGUAUGUAACUAGAGAGAAUCCGCGAUCUGUUUGUUUUGAGGGUAGGCAGGUCAUACGCAGGUAACACCGGGGAACGUUUAAACAAAGUGAAGUGCUGCUUGUUUCGGUUUGGUUGAAAUGUUUGAAUGUGAAUGAUUGAAAAACAGCCCCAGAAACAUUCAUGUAAUCCAGCGUUGAAGAGUAAGAAAGCAGCUGCCUUGGGAUCUUUAGCCGUGUGUUUCUUGUACCCUGUUCACACUUGUAUUGGAACGGUACUGGUGCCCUUGCUUUGGGUUUAGAAUAUACCGAUACGAUCCCACCUUCUGUCCUGACUCCCUUUUCAACACCAGUGCAAGACCGAUACUGUUCUGAUUUACCUGUCCACAUGUAGGCUGGUUUCUAUCGAUACACUUAAUAUUCUGUUACACCGAGACGUUCUCCACGCCACUGGUUUUCUGUGGGGACUCUGUCACGCUGCGUGCAAACGGUUGUGGGACAGAGAGCUCGAGAGGAUGUUUAAAAAAUAUAACAAACUUGUGAAGUCUGUUUUGCUCUUUCUCAGGGUGUCUUGAGGAAACACAUAACCCGUGGUAAUGACAACAUACCGUAAUCUGUACGAAAAAUGCACUUUUCUCAGUGCAGUACCAGAGCUGGUGCUUGCACAGAAAACAGUCGGACCGGUGCAAUUCUAAAACUUGGGUUUAUUGGUAUUAGCUGUCAGUUUUUAUAUGUGGUUGUUUGUUUUUAUUUUUUUUUAUAUAUUUUUUUAACAAUUGAUUCGAGUUUCACUUCGAUCUUUUGCUACUGUAACGUGUAUGUAACUAAUAAAACAAUACAUUAAUAAAACAAGCAUGACGGAAAUAAGUGGCGUUUAAAUCUUGGUAAUAUCUUUGGUGUCGGUGUGCUGUGCAUGCAUCAGACUCAUCCAUUCCGUUGUCGUUUCUGAUCCACCUACACUUGAUCUGCUCCGAGUCAUAUGUACGAUGCCGGUAACAACUCCAGUGUGAACAGACGUUGUGAUGCGGUUCUGCAACGAUACCGGUAUAAAAAUGCAAGUGUGAACAGGGCUUUUGACUUUGCACAUGCGGCUUUGCUUGUGUGUCAUGAUUUUUAGAAUUCGCAUCACGUGAAGUUCUUAACUUCCGCGUACAGGUAGAUGCCUAUCAUUGCUGGGUUCGGAUGCAAACUCAAGGUAUAUACUGUGUAAUGCUAGUAGUGUUCGAUUUAUGCAUUUGCUAAGCCUGAAACAAAUUCUCAGUGACCCGUCAGUGUGCUUUCUUUUUUUUAAAUCACUUCCAAGUCUGUGCCUCGCUGCCGGUGGAAAUGAACCCUGCACAUUACAAGCUCGGGAGCAUCUCAGCAACGCGGGGCAGUGGAAACAGAUCUUGAGAUACCUGAGAUCAUGGCUGAACAGCCCCCAUUUCUAGAGCAGUGGAAUAGCAGUCAGCACAAGGAGGGCACAGGGCUAGAGUCGGCUUCCUGGUAAAAAGCUAAAGAACGCAAUGCAUUGACAGGCACGCUGCCGCUGUACAGAUCCAGCUGCUCCUGUGCUGUCUGCAUGGAAAGCGGGUGGAGACGAUGCCUGCGCGGCCUCGCUGGUCACUGACGCUGUCUGCACGGCCUCGCUGGUCACUGACGCUGUCUGCAUGGAAACGGGUGGAGACGAUGCCUGCGCGGCCUCGCUGGUCACUGACGCUGUCUGCAUGGAAAGCGGGUGGAGACGAUGCCUGCGCGGCCUCGCUGGUCACUGACGCUGUCUGCAUGGAAAGCGGGUGGAGACGAUGCCUGCGCGGCCUCGCUGGUCACUGACGCUGUCUGCAUGGAAAGCGGGUGGAGACGAUGCCUGCGCGGCCUCGCUGGUCACUGACGCUGUCUGCAUGGAAAGCGGGUGGAGACGAUGCCUGCGCGGCCUCGCUGGUCACUGACGCUGUCUGCAUGGAAAGCGGGUGGAGACGAUGCCUGCAUGGAAACGGGUGGAGACGAUGCCUGCGCAGCCUCGCUGGUCACUGAUGCUGUCUCUUCUCAGUUCUGUUUGCCAGCAUUAACUACUACAGGGAAUUAAAAGCAAACUCUACUUUUAAAUAUAAUCAUGCAUGCGCAGUUAGCAAGGUCACCCAGCUGUGGAUCGAUGAUGAUGAUUGAAAGGACAGUUAGCCUGACCCACCGGAUGUGCCUAACACGGACUGACCGCACACCUGUCAUAUUUCCUCUUGUUGUUUCUUAAAGAUUUUAUACCAGUUCAGUAUAUUACAUAUAUUUAAAAAAAAAUAAAGUAAAUAUUUUUCCUGUUCUAUUAAA